Messenger RNA from Amphibalanus amphitrite, 4001 nucleotides. Its product is annotated as RNA-binding protein MEX3B-like. The transcript is spliced from 3 exons. Bases 170 to 1900 code for a protein of 576 amino acids. The record is from RefSeq and is a predicted model, not a curated record. Gene Ontology annotation, molecular function: RNA binding. NCBI's taxonomy places the organism in Eukaryota, Metazoa, Arthropoda, Thecostraca, Balanomorpha, Balanidae.
GCUGCGCGGCGCCAGCCAAUCAGAGCGGCCGGACGGCCGGCGUUCGUCUGGGACUUGGCGCGCGCCGCGCCGGCGGUCACUGGCGAUCGAGGAGCGGAGAGGAGGGGGCGUGUAUGGUGGUGCUGUGUGAGUGGGUGCGUGCCCGUGCUGCCUGAGCGGUCCGCGUGCAAUGGAACUGGUCGGAAUGGGGAAGAUCGAGAAUUACAGGAGUGGUCGGUACGGAGGUAUGUCGCGGGAUGGCGGCCACGGCCGGGACUGCGGAGUGGUCGACACGUGCUCACAGUACUACCGGUCGUACCUCCGCGCCGUGCGCUGGCUCGCCGAGGAAUGCGACAAGUACUACGACGACCCUCAGCUCGGUAUGGAUCGGAUCAUCAAGGAGAUCAUGCUCGGCAGAAUCAGUCCUAACAACGACGACUACGUGAUCCUGGUACCGCUGCACGGGCAGGACCGGCAUUUCAUGAGCUCCGGCAUCAGAGUUGAGGAGAAGACCGCCCGACUGAUUCGUGAGGUUCAGCGCGACUUCGAUCUACAAAACGACGCUAAGUACUUCGGUCAGUUCAAGACAGCGUGUGGCAAAAGUUUGGAUCAAGUCCGGCAGCAGUUCUACAUCGACUGCUUCUCAGAGUGCAUCCACCCGCAGAGCUCGCGUAUGAAGGCAAACACCACCGAGUGCGUCCCAGUCCCAUCAUCAGAGCACGUCGCAGAAAUCGUCGGAAAGAAAGGCGGAAAAAUCAAGAACAUCCGCGCCGAGACCAACACCUACAUCAAGACGCCGAAGCGGGAUGAAGAGCCGGUGUUCGUCAUCACAGGUCGCAAGGAGGACGUGGCCUUCGCUAAGCAGAAGAUCCUGGCGGCGGCCGAGCAUUUCAGCCAGCUGCGCGAGGCGCGCCGCCAGAACCCGGGCGGACCCGCCCCCGCCCUGGGGCCGCCCAAACGCGACGGUGACGUCACCAUCCAGGUAGAGGUGCCGUACGAGUUCGUGGGCCUUGUGGUUGGUCAGAAGGGCGCCACCAUCAAGCGCAUCCAGCAGGACACCAACACAUACAUCACGACGCCGUCGCGUCGCCACCGGCCCAUCUUCGAGGUGGUCGGCCAGCCGGAUGACGUGGAGACGGCCCGUGAGGCCAUCACGGCGCACAUCAGCAGCCGCGUCGACAAGUUCCGCAGCGAGGCAGCUGCGGCGGCCGCCAACGGUCCACCGGGCGGCCCGACGGGCUACGGCGGCACCACCAGCAUCGGGAGCUUCCUGGGCAUCGACGACUCGGCGUUCGCGACGCCGCCGGCCGGCGCGGAGUCUGGCAUGUUCGGAUCCUACGGCAACACCAACCUGGGCGGCACGUGGACGGGUGUCCCGCCGCCCAGCAUGCCGCCACCGGUGCACCGGUACGCGCCGCCGCCGCCGCCGCCCCCGCCGGCGCCGGCGAGCGGUAGCGGCAGCCGACUCAGUGCCUUCCGCAACCUGCAGCAGCCGGACGGUCUGGAGACUCUGAGCGCCAGUCUGCGCGAGCUGGCGCUGGCCGACCCGUGGCAGAGCGACAGCCGCGGCCGCACGGCCAGCCUGCCGGCUGACCCGGCCGACGCGCCGUGCAGCCGACGCGGCUCCGAGGAGUCCACCAGCCACGCGCUGGACCUACUCUUCUCGCGGCCGGGCCCGCUCGGCUGGGACGCCGGCGUCAUCAGCGCUCCACUGCCGGCCGCCAAGGGAUCCAGCGAGACGCUCAACUCGGACUCGGGCGUCGAGACGACCACGCCGCCGCCUCUGGACGGCUUCUUCGGACCGAUCGGCUCGAAGCGGACCAGCCCGACGGCGGCUCUGCUCGGCGGCUCGUCGAGCCCGAUCGCCGCGCUGCUGGGAGGUUCGUCGAGCCCGACAUCUGCGCUGCUCGGCUCCGACUAGCCGCUGCCGUCACCGCCGCCGUCGCCAGCGGCGGCCGCGGCGGUCUCGGCGCUGAGCUGGGCUUCAUAAAAGACACAGCGACUCGGCUGGUCACCGGCCGGCCGGGCGCCGUAGACAUUUUUACAUUUUACGUGUAGCUCAUUUGUAAAAUACUCACCGAGUGACCUGCCAGUGCCGGGGUGGCGGCCGCGCCCGCGAGCCGGUGGUCGCACGGCGUGCCUCGCCGCCCAUCGGCGGCGUCGAUAUUUCUGUUGGCCGCGCCGCGGCUGGCGAGCGGCCAGCGUCGCUCGGCUAUCGACCGGCCGACGGCGGCGACGGCGCCGGUUCUGCAGUGCGGCCGCCGGUCGUCCCCUGCCCUCCCUGCUCCCCCUCCCCAGCCCCGCUCCCCCUCCCCGUCCCCACCGGCGCCGUCGGCCGGUGCUCAAUCACACCACAUAUCGCCUCGGAGCUGGGCACGGCGCGAGCGCGCCCGACCAAUAGCAAUAUGCUGCCGCUUGGGCUCCCGCGGCUCGGUACCUUCUUAGUCCCCCCGUCCCCCUCCCCUCAUCCUCCCAUUCUCGUUUUCCGCGGCCGACCCAGACGGGCCAACCCCCGGGGCUGGCAGGUCAGAGCUAAUUUUGUACCCGACACAUUCGACUUUGACAUUUAAUUCAAUCAGGAAUGCAUGCUGUUAUAUAUACGAGAACGUAUACGUCAUAUAAAAUGAGCCACAAAAGUAUUUUAUUUUCGUACACAGAAUCGAUAUGUGUUGUGGUCAUGCGUGUUGUGGCAAAUUAUUUUCCUACAAAGUUGCUGUAAACACAUUUUAAAGAGUGUGACAUCACAUUCUAGGAUAGGUGUUGCUUUUUAUGUGACCGCGUCUCACCUGCUUUGGUUGCCCGCCUAGUACUUAGUCUUCCAAAAUCGGUGUGGUACCAUUUCUUUGUCCGUUUGAAUGUUCGACCAUAAUGCCAAGCUUCAACUAUUGCGGCCAGCUAACUUUGUCCCUUGAUGUGCGAAGCUCUGUGUCCUUGUACUCACUAUAGUCCUGGUCAUUUUGUACUUUUUUACCAAACGUACGGUGGUGACGUUAUUUUGCGACACGUCGUAUGACUAUCAGGCAAUAAGUGGGCCUUUGCGGGCGGACGGGCGGGCGCCGGUCAGUGCCGCCACGGGUCGUGCCUGGAGCCGCCUCUGUCGGGCGCUGGCGCGGUCUGACGCCGCCACUGCCCCUGCCGUCUCCGGCCGGGGGUGGCAGGGGGCGGGGGCGCUCUGCCAUAGCUCGCGCCGGCUCAGUCGCUCAGUCGCCGCCGGCCGGUGGCUACUUCAUUGGGCCAAUCACAAUGCUGCGUGGUACAGUAUUUUACUACCUUAAAAUGUAAAUAUCUUAUGAGAGUUACUCCUGUGAAUGUUUACAUGCGUGUUAGAAAGCUCAGCGCGGACGUUGGUGGCCAUUCUUUGAAACACUUUAUUCUUCAGCAUAUUAAAAUGAUAAAAUACUGGGAAAGUUGCAGUACCUGAGGCAUAAUUUAUUGUUAAAUGUAUAUUAUCCGGUUGGUUGUCCGCGCGGUAUCACGGUCUUCGCGUCGCCAUAGCCUAUUUCUGUACAUUCCAGAUUAUAUAUUGAACAAAUUUAUCGAACAAAUGCAAUGUGAUUAAUAAAAUCCCGUCGAAUUACUGAAUACCUAAUGCCGUAUAUGUGAAGCGCUGUGCAAGUGUAACCUUUCUCGGCCACCAACGACCGAGCUGCCCAGUUGAGAGGUUUUGUUGCGUACAAAUAGAAACUUCUCAAUGUUAAGUCUUGCUCAGUUAAACGCAGGGCUUGUCGCUACCCGAGAUUGAGCCUUGAAUAUAUUUUUAUUACCGAUGUGAAAUGUAUUUUGGCGCCUCUGCUUAUGAGACUAGCCGCGUGGUGUACUUAUUAAUAUGCGUUGAUUUUUCACAUUUGCUAUUGUUUUAUGUUCCGAGACGUAGCGGUGGCAAAUGUUAGAUUCUUCUCUUGUCCUGAUGAGCAUGCGGUCGGUACGUCUUCUGACGUUUGACAGUGUCCACCUUGAGAGCUCUCGACAUAGCAGUGCCACGUCGUCUUAGUAUAUGGUCUCAGAAUAAACAACCUUAGUCA